This is a messenger RNA of Bursaphelenchus xylophilus (pine wood nematode), 8205 nucleotides long. The record is from the annotation of a GenBank genome assembly. NCBI's taxonomy places the organism in Eukaryota, Metazoa, Nematoda, Chromadorea, Rhabditida, Aphelenchoididae.
AUGCAGAGGGAAGGUAAUUCAAUUGCCACAAACGUUAUGCAGCCCUUUUUUUGAAUUUCGACUCCAGUUUGGAGAAAAAAAAUUUUGAUAUUACACAUGACAUCUGAUCCCCGGGAGAAAAAUUUUCGUCACGAAAGUAGGAAACGCGAUGUAGCCGUGGUUGAUGUGUGUUCAGGUGUAAUCGAGCAUGCUGAAUCGAAUGCUAUCAACAGAAUUCCGAAUUUCGGCCGUCUAAGUGCAGUUUCGGCCGAUUUUCCGGAAAAAAUCGGAAAAAAAAUUAACGUGAAUUCGGCUUCUGCCAAUCGCGCAGCUUCAGCGGAGCGAUCCCAGAAUCUGAAAAAAAUUCAGAAGGCACCCAGAGGGAAUACGACGAAAAUGACUGAGCUUUUUUUCCGAAUUUCGAUCUAGUUUUCCAGAAAAAAAUUCCGGAAAAUUUUGACUUUUUUGGGAAAUUUCGGAAAAUCUCGAAUAGCUAAAAUACGAAAUACGAUAGCAAGAUACGAAGGGUGGUUCUAGGGUAUAUCAGGCAUGCUGAAUCAGAAUCCGUUGUCAAAAUCCAGAAAUUCCGUCAUCUUGAUGGUGAAAUCUGGAAAAAACCGAAAAAUGCCGAAAAUCGCUUAUAACUUUCGACCGGUCGAUAAUUGUAAAUUGUAAGUGGGCUUCAGAAGCCUUAGAAUUUUGCGUAGAAUACGAUUCAAUCAAAAAAUUCCCGAAAAUCCGACGUAUAUGCUGGAGACCCUCAGGGCAUAUAUGACAAAAUUUCGAAAAAACGCAAAGUUCCGUCACGAACAGUUGAUGAACAUGAUGUAAAAAGCUCGGAAACUUUUCUCUGUAAGAAAAAAGUUACAGCCAAUCUAAGAAAAAAAAAUCUCACUUUCAAACGGCCGUAAUUCCCGCCAAAAUCGGCGGAAGGGAAAUCAAAAAAAUUAAAAGUCUUAGAAUUUCGUGUUCUACCGCUAUGCCAAAUUUCAGGACGAUAAGUCAACGUCUUCGAUUUUUUACUUUUCUCACUUAGGUUUCUUUCGAUUUUUUGAAGAUUUUCCGCAAAAAAUCGUUUAAAAUUUUGAUUUUUGGGAAUUUUAAGAUGUCAGAUUUUGUGAGGAUUUAAAUUUAGAUAAUUCUAGAUCUAAAAAUUAACAAAAUUCCAGAUUUUUCCCCGAUUCUCCACCUAAAUCAUCUAAAAUAAUAUAAUUUUUUGGUUUUCAGUCCCCUCACUUGCUACCACUACCCUGGACCGGUCCGAGGAUGGGUCCCCCUCCAAAUCCAAAGGCCGUCCCCCAAACACUUUAGUCAGCACUCAAGCCCAACAAGAGCAAAAUCAAAUGGCCCAAGGCGUGCUGACCAACCUGAUCUCCGCCUACACCGGCUGUUUUUGGCCCUUUUGGAAGCCGAGGAAGCCGGAGUUUGAUCGAUUCGGCUUGGAGGUGAAAGUAAGUAGCGUUUUUUCCUGUCUACAAACUUUGUUGAAUUCAUUGAAUUUUGCACGGUGCAGUAAAAUUUUCGAUAAAUUUUUUGAACUGCACAGUGCAGUAAAAAACAGAGAAAUUUAAAGGGUUCUUAUAUUGCCUGAGGCAGUUUUUUUAGCCAUAUCGCUAAUAUUCACUUUGCUCUCUGCACCGUGCAAAAAUAAAAUUUUAAAAUUUUGCACGGUGCGAUGAAAAUUUCGACAAAUUUUUUGAACUGCACAGUGCAGCAAAAAACUGAAAAAUUUGUAGGGUUGUUAUGUUGCCUGAGGCAGUUUUUUCGCCAUGUCGCUGAUAUUCAAUUUUUCUCUGCACUGUGCAAAAAAGUUUUUAAAAUUUUGCACAGUGCAGUGAAAAAAAUCCCGUCAAAAAUUUCAUCGCAUAAUAGUGCAAGAAGAAAAAUUUUUUUUUGCACAGUGCAAGUUAGUCCAAAUAUUUCAUUUUUUGACAAAAUUUCUCAAAUUCAAUUUCCGCACCAUGCGAAAAUCAAAAAUUUCUUAAUGCACCGUGCGAUAAAAUUUUUCAGGCGAUUUUUUGAUUGCACAGUGCGCACAAAUUCAAAAAUUUUUGCAGGUUUAAAGUUCUUGCCUCGGGCAAUAUUUUUUAUAUUGUUGCUAAUAUUUACCUUGUUUUGGGCUUUAAAAUUUGAAAAAAUUUAAAAAAUUGUGUCUGCACGGUGCAAUGAAAAUUUCGGUAGAUUUUUUGAAGUGCACGGUGCAGUAAUCAACAAAAAAUUUUUAAGGCUUGUAAGGUAUACCUGAUGCAUUAUUUUUCAUCGCUGCCCUCAGGGCUAAUUCUUUUUUGCACAGUGCAAAGAAAGAAGUUUAAAAAUUCCGCACUGUGCAGUCGGAUGUUUUUUGUUUUUUGCACUGUGCAAAAAUUUUUUGGGCUAAAAUUAGUUGAAAUAUUGUUUUUUACACUUACUGAGACAUUUCUAGGACAACCACGAGAUCGGCUUGGACUGUAUCGAGAUCGAUUUCAACAAGAAUUACAUUGGCGGCGGGAAUCAGAGCUCGGUGUUCCGCGGCAAAUGGAACGGGCGCUACAUUGCGCUGAAGAAGCUGAACCGCGCCUCCGAAGUGGACAUUGACAAGCUGGUCAAGUUGAAUCACCCAAAUGUCAUCAAGACGUUGGGCAUCAGCAGCAAGGAGAUCUAUCCCUGCAUUAUCAUGGAGUACUGCGAACAGGGAGGCCUGUUCGAUGUGCUGCGGAGAACUCAUGUGGAUAAGAAGCUGUUCAUCGAUUGGAGCAAAGGCAUUGCCGCUGGCAUGCAAUACUUGCAUUCGUUGAAAAUUGUGCACAGAGACUUGAAAUCGCCAAAGUAAGAAUUUUUUUAAUUUUGAAGGGGAUUUUUGGGAAAAAUGGUCAAUUUUUGGUUGAAAAUGGUCGAUUUUUGUAUGAAAUUUGAUGUGAAAAGAAAGAAUAUGUUUUUUUUUUGAACAUUUUACAGUGCCUUUGAGAUAGAUUACUCUGUAGUUUUUUCCGAUUUUUAUAGAUUUUUUCCAAUUUUUUUCCAUUUUUUCGGCAAAAAAAUUUUUUUUAUGAUGAUAAAAAAAGUUGCGCAAAUUUUAAAAUACGAGCCCAAAAUCAUUCUCAGUAAUUUUUUUUUGAAUUUCUCUUCGAAUUUUUUGAUUUUUUAAACUCUUUUGGAAUUUUUUUGCAAUUUUUUUCAAUUUCACCCAAAAAUUUUUCAGCAUCUUGGUCGACAACGCAAACACCGUCAAAAUCUGCGACUUUGGCUCGCUCUACAGCUGGGACAAGACCUACAUGCCAAGUGUGGUGAUGUCGGUUUGCGGGACCUCGCAAUGGAUGUCCCCGGAAAUGAUGAAAAACGAGCCCUGCAACGAGAAAGUGGACGUGUGGUCGUUUGGGGUGGUACUUUGGGAGCUGUUGUUUCAGGAAGUCCCGUAUAAGAACCUCCCACCGAUGGCCAUUAUGUUCAAUGUGGGCUCGGAGUGAGUUUUGAAAACUCGGAAUUUUGAAAAUUUGAAAAUUUUUUUGCACAGUGCAAAUACUAUUACUAUAGUACAUAGGUUUCAUUUUUUUUCGAAUUUUCAUCUCAGUGCACUGUGCAAAAACUUUCAAAAAGGUUCUGCACUGUGCGGAAAAUCAAAAAUUUUCGUCUUGCACCGUGCAGUGAAACUUUUGAUCUAAUUGUUGAACAGCAUAGUGGAGUAAAUGACAAAAAAAUUGUAUGGGGUUUUUGGCCAUGCCAUAGUGAGUAUUUUCCACCAUAUUGCCAAAACUAAUUUUGCUUUCUGCACUGUGCAAAAAUCGAAUUAAAAAUUUCGCACUGUGCAGUCCGAAUUUUUUUGGAUUUUUGCACUGUGCAAAUUUUUUUGUUAAAAAAUAAGUUGUAAAAAGAUAGAGAAAUGUCAAAAAAAAAAUGUAAUAUUUUAUUUAUUUGUGUUUUUCAGCCGCCUCAAACUGCAUAUUCCUCGCACCGCGCCCGAUUGUUACAAAUUGCUCCUCAAAAUUUGUUUCGCCAAAAGACCACGAAACCGACCGUCGUUCACCUCGAUUCUGAACCAUUUGGAGAACAUACGAGUAGAGAUUGAAAACAUCAGCGAUGAUGCGUGGAGAAUGCGCAAAGAGGCCUGGAAAAAGGAGCUGAAUGAUGAGGCCGACAAGCUCAAACAUAACAGUAAUAAUGCCGAAGCUGAGGCGGUCAAAGGUGAGAGAAUUUUUUAGAUUGUAUUUUAGCACUUUUUGAGGUCGAAAAAAGUUUUUUCUCGAAUUUUUUUUGGUUAAAAAAUCAAAAAAUUUCAUUUUGAAAAAAAAUUUUUUCUUUUUUUCGAUUUUUCCCCUCAAAAAAUCUCAUUUUAUCAUGAAAUAAAAAUUUUUUUUUUAUUUUUUGAUUUUUUCCGCAAAGAAAUCAAAAAAUUUUAUUUAAAACAUUAUUUUUUUUGGUUUUUUCAUAUUUUUUCCAUCAAAAAAUCUCAUUUUAUUAUCAAAAAAAUAUAUUUUUUAUUUUUUUUUUACCGAAUUUUUACAAAAAAAAAAUUUUUUCAGUUGAAAAUUUGGUGACAAAACGAAUGCACGAGCUCCGCCAUGCCCAAGAAUUGAACCAACUGUACAAGACGAAAAUGAAAAGGCUUGACAAAUUGAUGGACAAACUCAUGUAUAAUUUGCAACACAUCCAAUGCAUGGAAAUUGUGAGGAAAAAUUUGUUAUUUUUGGGCCUAAAAUACGAAAUUUUUUUUUUAAUUUUUAAAAAUUUUUACUUAAUUUUUGGUAAAUACAUGUUUUAAAAUGAAUUUUAGUAAUUUUGAAAAUUUUUACAUUACUUCUUCACCUAUAUUUUAUCGAUUUUCCCUCAUUUUUCCACUUUUUCCCAAUUUCCCCUCAAAAAAUAUUAUAAUUUUCUCUCAAUUUUCAGGCCUUGGAAGAGCGUGAGCGUCGUGUGGCGGAAGAAGAAGCCCGUCUAGCCCAUCUCGCAGCCAAUGCCAGUUGUUAUCCGUCCGCCAGCACCUCCACGAACCCUUCGGCGGGCUGUUUUCCCGGUCUCAGAGGUCCCGAGUUGAAGUCGGUCAAGCUGCAGCCUCGACCGUCUACGGUCAGGACAAACUUGAGAUCAAAUAAGACUUAUACUGAGUAAGUUCGAGCUUGUUUUGGGCUUUGAAAAUUGAAAAAAUGAAAAAAAUUUGGGCUGCACAGUGCAACGAAAAUUUCGGUAAAUUUUUUGAGCUGCACCGUGCAGAUAAUACCAAAAAUUUUUUAUAGGCUUAUUUAUCUUGCCUGAGGCAUUAUUUUCCACCGCUACCCUCAGGGUUAAUUCUUUUUUGCACUGUGCGAAAACCAAAAAUUAAAUUUUUGCACUGUGCGAUUAAACUUCUGAUCGAUUUUUUGGAAUCACACAGUGUUGAUAACAUCAAAAAAUUUUGUGACGUUGUAAGUCAUGCCUUAGGCAUUGUUUUUCAUCGCUACCCUCAGGGCUGAUUCUUUCUUACACUGUGCGAAAACCAAAAAUUUCAUUUUUGCACUGUGCGGUUAAACUUUUGAUCGAUUUUUUGGAAUCACACAGUGUUGAUAAUAUCAAAAAUUUUUGUGACGUUGUUAAUCAUGCCUCACGCGUUAUUUUUUACCAUUACGCCCUAUGGCCCACUUUUUUUGCACUUGGCAAAAAUCACUUUUCUAAAAUCCGCACAGUGCGUUCAAUUUUUUUCUUUUUUUAACCUUCUACGUUUCAGUAUCUACCAGCAGCCCGGGCAACAUGCCAUUCUGACCAUGCAAGUGGACGCCGAAGACGAUGAUUCGCCCAUUGAGCCGCACAGUUCCACCUCGCCGAGCUGUUACACCUCCCCAAAUCAUCUUCAUUGCUCGAUUUCGGCGAACGAAAUGAGUCGCCGUCUCACCGACACCGUCUCCCAUUCGGUGUCAAGUCUUCCACUGCACACUACCGAGUCCACGGAGGAGUUGGCCAAGUGUCCGCCGCGUUCGCGGCACAGUUAUGCGCUGGGCGGGCAUCAAAGUUCGUUCGAUUCGCCGGAAUCUCGAUUUUCAUCGAGAGUUUCAUCGGCUCGCAGUUCGCUAAACACCAUGCAACGAACUAAUAACGGCUCAGGGUUGUAUUUGCGGCGUCCUGCGGAGACUUGUGAUUGUGCGCGCGCAGAAAUUGAGCGAAAAUCCGACCACGAACAGUGCAGCUGCGCCUUCAAAAGGAACACUCCGAUUCGAACCUCUGGUGCUUCCUGCGACUCCGGCUUCUAUGGGACGGUGGCGGAGGGCUCUAUGGCCAGUAUCAACGGGAAUAACACUUGUUUGUGCGUCGCCCCAUGCAAUGAUUGCCAAUUCCCGGAACAACGAGGAACCUACACUCCCUCGGAUUUGUAUCGCAAUCAACAAGCGAGAUGGAGCGACGGAUUGAUCCAUAGAAGAUCCUGUUUACCUCCCACGAGUUUAACGCCGACCAGAUCCGCCGCCAAUAUGGCGAAACGAAGCCGACGCCAUACGGCUUCGGCGUUCGCGAGAGGAUCGCCCGCGAGAGUUCCGAAUGUUAAAAGACGAAAUCAGAGCAAACCCCGAGACCUGAAAGGAAGAUCCACCGGCAAUUUGGCCACUGGAAUCGAGAAUUUGAGGAAGCAAACCUCGCUGGAAGAGGAGAGAUAUGCGAAUUUGGAGGGAAUCUCGGAUUUCGGAGAGAAAAUCGGUGUGAGAAAAUUCGAGGAGAGCCUGAGCGGCAAGGUAAGGCAUUUUGGAAAUUUUUGACGUCAUUUUUUACUAUGGAAAUUGAAUUUUACUGUUUGCACUGUGCAAAAUCAAAAAUUUUUGCCUUGCACUGUGCGGCGAAACUUUUGAAGGAAUUUUCGGAAAGGGGAAUGCAGAAAAUUAAAAAAAUUUUUGAUAGGGUGAUUGAGCAUCCCCUAGGGAUUAUUUUUUUAUGUGUUUGAAAAAUGUUUGCUUUUUACUGCACGGUGCGGAGUAAAAAUUAGAAAAUCUGCACGGUGCAGUCGAAAAUUUUGAAACUUUUUAUUGGAUGGAAAUUGGCCACUCAAAUUUUCUGGAAUUUCAAUAUAGCUCCUUAAAAGGUAUCCUGCAAAGUUUUGAGCUUUUUUCAGCCUAAAAUUUGAGUUAAUUUCGAGAUUUUUUGAAAUUUUUUUUCAUUUUUAAAUUUCAAUUUUCAGUCCAAAGACCGCAAUGAACGCGCCCAAUCAGUCCACAUCGCCAAUAACAACCAAAUUCACGACGAAUACGACGACGGAGAGUACGAAUUGGACGAUGAAAAUGACGACGAAUCCAACCGAUUCGACGACGAAGAGGACGCCAUUAUGGGAGAUGACGAAGCGAUCAAAAUAAACGCGAAUCACAUUAUCAAACGGAUCCGAGGACCGAUCGCGGAGGCGAUUUUGGAGAUGGACUCGUCGAUGAGUUCGUCGACGAAAUCGCAAAAAUCCCCGAAAAAGGGACGGAAUAACAAUUUGAAGAUGGAACAGUCCACUUCCACGAUGGCCUCGAGUCUGGAGAGGUCGUUGGAAAUGGGCGCCGUGGAUCAUGAUGGGCUCUCGGACAAGGAGAAGCAACUUACGGCGGUCACGAAGAGCUAUCAAAGACAUCGGAGAUGUGCUAGUGUAAGUUCAAAUUUGAUCAAAAAAAUGGACUACAACAAGUUUCAAAUUUCUAAAUCUUGACUUUUUUAGACCAGAAAUUCUUAUUUAAUCCUUGCACAGUGCAAAAAUUCAAAUAAAACUUUGCACGGUGCAAAAAUUAAAUUUUUGAUUUUUGCACUGUGCAAUGAAAAUUUAUGUUAAAUUUUUGUCACGCAAAGUGCAGCAGAGAAAAAAUCCUUUUUGUCAAAUGACAAUCACACAUUUGACAUCAUUAAGAAAUGUAUUACAACCAAUUUCCUUUUUGUUGCACUGUGCAAAAAUUUAAAAAUUAUUUUUUUGCACCGUGCGACCAAAUUUUUUUUACAUUUUUUAGGAUUGCAACCUUCAGCAGUUGACAAAUAGGUUGCGUAAAAUAAACGUCACUCCUUUGACAUCAUUCUGAGAUCCAUUACAUUCAAUGUGUUUGUCACUGCACUGUGCAAAGAUCAAAAUUUUAAAAUCCGCACUGUGCAGCAUUUUUUCUUAAUUUUGCACUGUGAAAAAAGCAAAAAGCAAAAAAAAUCUUUGGCCUUUGUCUAUGGUAAUAAAACAUUAAUAUGGCCAUUUUUCAGAACCCAAUCUGCAUAAUGGAAGCCCAGAAAUUCAACCGUCUCAAAGAAGUCAGUACCGAAAGCGACGAAUCCGGACGUUGUUAG